This is a messenger RNA of Oryzias latipes (Japanese medaka), 1693 nucleotides long. RefSeq names its product caspase 8, apoptosis-related cysteine peptidase (gene casp8). Gene Ontology annotation, biological process: regulation of apoptotic process; proteolysis. The record is from RefSeq and is marked provisional. Gene Ontology annotation, molecular function: protein binding; cysteine-type endopeptidase activity. Lineage: Eukaryota; Metazoa; Chordata; Actinopteri; Beloniformes; Adrianichthyidae.
AACAACAAGAAACCGGGAAUUUUACGUUCAUUUUCUAUGUUAAGGCACUUUUUUUGUCUUGGUGCUGUUAAUUGACUAACGAGUGUGUGGACAUUGCACUAAAAGGACUGCUGGGAGCUGAACAUCAGAGGUCUGUGCUGUUUGGACAGCGAUGGACAGGCGGACACUGUCCCGUAUAGAUGAUGAGCUGAACUCUGAGGAGGUGGCGGAGCUUUGCUUCUUGUGCACCGAUUUUAUCCCCAGAAAACGUUUGGAGGGGAUCAGUUCAGCUAAAGAUCUUUUCUUAAAACUUGAGGACGCAACUUUGCUGGACAGCUCUUACCUCACUCAGCUGUUCAGAACUAUCCAUCGAGAAGACCUCGUCAGGCAGGUGCAGAAUGGAAGCAGACAAGCAGAGGAAGCCGAUGCCGUUCCCAGUUUGUCUGAUUACAGAGUGAUGCUGUACAGCAUACAUGAUGACAUGACCGAGGAGAACCUUGACAAACUGAAAUUUCUGUUAAACCCCAAGUUGAACAGAAGGCCACUGGAGAAGAGCAAAACUGCUCUGGAUGUAUUUGUUGAAAUGGAGAAGUCACAAUUAAUAUCAAAAGACGACGUCUCUGGGCUUUAUAAACUGCUCUUGGAGUUUGAUAAAAAGCUGGCAGCAGUUGUCGAGAAGUACAUGCAAGAUCAUCGUGGAGCAUUAACUGAUACCAGCCACUAUCAAAAGAGACCCAGCAUCCCUUCGCUUGAAUCGCUUUCUGUGUCUCAACCUGAGACUUGGUCCGAGACUGAGGAUCCAAACAAUGGAGUAAGGUCUGAUGCAACACCAUGUCCAGACCCACCAACUUCACCUGAUGAGGAGGAGUAUUACAGUUUUACUCAUGAACCUCGAGGUUUGUGCGUGAUUUUUAACAAUAAGUUAUUCUUCCCCGAGUCAAACCUCGGUGAACGAGGUGGAACUGAGAAAGAUGAAAAGUCUCUCAACAACUUGUUCCAUCGUUUUGGCUUUGAGGUUGUGGUGCACAACAAUCUCACUGCAGAUUUAAUUGAAUCUGAAAUAACAAAACUGGGACAGAGAAAUUUCUCGCAUGAUGAUGCUUUGGUAGUCUGUGUCCUUUCCCACGGCGACAACGGAUGUGUUUAUGGAAUUGAUGGGAAGAAAGUUCAACUGCGAGCUCUGACCCUACCCUUUACCAGUUACCGAGCCCCUAGCUUGAUAGGAAAGCCAAAACUUUUCUUUAUCCAAGCAUGUCAAGGCACACUAGACCAAAGUGGUUAUCUUCCAGGUUCGGAAGUGAAAGGGGAUGCAGAGUUGGAAGCUGAUGCAUCAUCUAGCACCAGCAACUCUGUGCCCAAUGAUGCUGACUUCUUGCUGGGCAUGGCAACAGUGGCAGAGUGCAAAUCUUUUAGAAACAAGUACACAGGCUCCAUCUACAUCCAGGAGCUGUGCAGACAGCUGGAAAGAGCUGCAGAGAGCUCAAAGAUGGAGGAUAUUCUGGGUGUCCUGGUCCACGUGAACAGAGAAGUCAGCAAAGGAGUGUUUUUGAACAAAAAGCAGAUGCCUGAGCCCAAAUAUACGCUCACCAAGAAGGUUGUUCUUAAAUAUAUGAACUGACCUCUGAAAAGCUGUCUACGGAUUGAUUGUAGAGUCUCAAACUUUUGAGGAUUAGUCUAUUUGGUUUUGUCUGAUUAUUAUGCUGGAGAAGUUUAC